Messenger RNA from Exophiala bonariae, 1170 nucleotides. RefSeq lists its product as uncharacterized. The coding region runs from base 1 to 1170 and encodes 389 amino acids. NCBI's taxonomy places the organism in Eukaryota, Fungi, Ascomycota, Eurotiomycetes, Chaetothyriales, Herpotrichiellaceae. The record is from RefSeq and is a predicted model, not a curated record. The transcript has a single exon.
AUGUCGGGCUCUGUCUCAUCGUUUCGAAGUCGAGGGUCAAGCUAUGCCGAAAGUGUCCACGGCGUCAUCGAAGAAUCAGACACCUGGGCACCCAGAAAACCACAGGUACAUCGUAUCGAUCUUGACCGUCGAAGUUCCAUGUCAACCGACAAUGGCUCACAUUCCGGCUCAACUCUGCCUCCGGGCGACGAGGCCGAGGAGGAGAUGGAGUUGAAGACACCUCGGGCAAUCAGACAGAAACUGGCCUUUGUCGACGGCAGAGAACAAGCACUGAGCCCUAUGACUUAUGAUGAAAUCCCACCGUCAUCCACUUUCUCAUCCACGUCGUUGAACGGUGCGGGAUUCGAUAAACCAAAUGCUUUCACUUCCGGUGGCUCCAUGGCAGAUAUGCUGCAGACGCUACUGUCCAAAGUCUCGAAUCUGGAACGCCGCCAGCCGACUGUAAUGGCAGACGAACACAGCUCGCUGCAGAAACGCUUCGACGAAAUCGAAAAAGACCACAAGGAGCGCACACAGAACUACGUGGACCUGCUGACACUGCGCAAUGGUGACCUCGAGAAUCUGAUCAAGGUCCGCGGACUCCUCGCCAAGGAGCGCCGAAUGCACGAGGAGAUGAAGAUGCUGCGCGACGAAGACCUGAGCAACGUACUGGUGCUGCGGGAACAGCUCGCCAAUGCGACGUGGGCAUCGACGCGGCCAGGGAUGCCCGGGGCCAUGACGAGUCCGACCUCCGGACACUCGCAUUCGAGCUCCGGUGCCAAGCUGAGCAUGAAGCAGAGCGACUACCUGUGGCAGGUGGCGCGCACGGCGGCCAUGGAGCAGCGGGUGCUGGAGCUCGAGAGCGCCAACAAAGACCUGCAGACCCAACUGCAGGCGGCCGCGGCCUUGCCGUCAUCAUCCUCGCUGAGUCUGGCAAUGGUGCCCGCGUCGUCGUCGUCGGCCGCGGUGCCUCCUCCCGUGCACGCCGUCGCCGCCGCCGACAACCACUUCGUCUCGCGCAUCGAGGCCAUGUUCGAGGACAGUCUCCGGCACAGCGAGAAGGUCGCCGCCAAGGUCCAGUCGUUGAGGAGCGACAAGGAGUCGCUGCAGAAGGAAGUCGCCUCCCUCGAGGACCGCAAUGCCGAGCUCGAGUCGCUCGUGCAACGGCUGCAGAGGAAUCUGAGGGUCUGA